Molecule: messenger RNA, 984 nt
Organism: Hemicordylus capensis (graceful crag lizard)
Lineage: Eukaryota; Metazoa; Chordata; Lepidosauria; Squamata; Cordylidae
Gene: MRPL14
Product: mitochondrial ribosomal protein L14
Exons: 2
Coding region: 20-460 (146 amino acids)
Biological process (GO): translation
Cellular component (GO): ribosome; mitochondrion
Molecular function (GO): structural constituent of ribosome
Source: RefSeq, a predicted model, not a curated record
GCUUAUUAUCAGAAUCUUGAUGGCUCUUUUGAAAAGGUACCCGGGGUUAUUCCUAACCCAAAUAAGCAGAGCAACCAAUCAACGAAGCUUCAGUGUCAGUGGUGUGUGCAGUGCAAUACAGAAGAUGACCCGUGUGCGAGUGGUGGAUAACAGUGCCUUGGGAAAUACACCAUAUCACCGGCCGCCAAAAUGCAUCCAUGUGUACAACAAAUCUGGAGUGGGCAAAGUAGGGGACAAAAUCCUUCUGGCUAUCAAAGGGGAAAAGAAGAAGGCCUUAAUUGUUGGUCAUAGGAGGCCUGGCCCUCCCAUGACUCCAAGGUUUGAUUCCAACAAUGUGGUGCUUAUUGAAGAUAAUGGGAACCCAGUAGGGACAAGAAUUAAGACUCCAAUACCCUCUCUACUGCGGAAACGGCAAGGAGAAUUCUCCAAAGUGUUGGCCAUUGCCCAGAACUUUGUGUAACAAAAAAGUGAACAUCUUGUGUCAUCUAUCUCCCCCCCCCCACUUUGAUCCCUCCUAGAUUUGAGGGAGAAAAAUAUGACCAGCUCCUUUUUGUGACUGUUGUUGUUCUGACAUGCAUUAAUUAAAACUCGGAAUAUUAAUCCACUAUUUUGCUUUGCAUGAUUGGUGCUUUUUAGAGCAGGGAGGGAGGCAGGAAGGGGAGAGGUGGGCAAAUACUAUGAUAUGACGGUCUGGGGGGCAAGCUAGGGCUUGAACACUGGGGAUGAUGUGGGAAAAGUCGCUUGUGUAUUUUUCUCUUUCUUUCCAAGUUUUAUUUGUUUGAAAUAUUUUAUAUUCAAAAGUUUUUUCCAUGCUCCAGCUGGAGAAAAGAAGAAGAAAGAAGUGGUAUAUCAGGACAUUGAUGCCAUAAUCCCUGUGAAGAGAAAUAGAAAGGAAAUAGAGAAAAAGGAAGACCAUGUCUAGUAUCAUUUUCUCACUCCCUUUCUGGCUUUAUCAUGAAAUAAAUUAUGAUGAUGCUUUAGUAA